AUGGAAGAAGAGCGACGCAUUGAACAGAUUGGCUCUGGCCAAGACCCGGCCUUCCAGCGGCACGAGUCACCGGCCUUCUCUCAGCAAGCACAUGCUUUCGCCCCAACCGCAACACCAGGAGUGGCUGCUCUUCCUCCUCCUGCUGCGAACAUGAGCAGAGACCCAUCUAGCGCUGCUGCUCCGGUGUCUCUGUCUUCUAUGCCGCCCACUCCGUCGUCUUCGUCGACUCUCUCUUACGACCCCUCGCGCACGAUGAUGGACGUUGAUGGCGAUCGCGCUCGUCGAGCUGCUAGUGUCUUAUCCAUGGACGAUAUUGAAGCCGCUCAGGCUCUGGAAGGGCUUCGCUCCGAUUUUGGACAUUCCCCUCCUCAACAAACAUCCCAUUCGCAACAACCUUCCCAUUCCUCUGACACGCCAGCUUCAACCCAGCCUGAACCUUUACUGUCUCUUCUCACGUCGACCCAUCCGUUCAUCUCGUCCGCAAUUAGCGGGUCCGUAUCUGCGUAUGAGUCGUCCAAAUCGUAUUCCACACGCUUUAAAUACGGAGCUGAAUUUAUCGAGAGAAACAUCGGAUCGCCCGUCGUUAAUACUGUCGGCACCGUUUCGCGCAAGACUGGUGUAGAGGGAGGUCUUCGCUGGGCUUUUCAACGGCGAGACACCAACGACUUUGAAGAGCAAAACAAGCGCAGGAAGAUCGAGCCUGCUGAUAUAGAGAAAGCAGCGCUACAACAACGCUUGCGGUCCGCGUCGGAUACGUCAUAUUCAGAAACUUUGCCGCCAUACGAUGAUCAAAAGUCGCCCAACUACGACGAGAUCAACCGCGAUUCAAUGCAAGCCGAAUCAGAACAGAGCCAGAGGAGUUGGCAUAACCGUCUGGUAAUAUCGACCUCUGGGUUGAGUGUGGCUAUGAGCGAUGAGUCGAUCCGUCGGCUAGCCUACUGUCUGAAAUGGCUCAAGUGGGCCAACGAACGACUCAACAAUGCAGUCUUGGCUUUGAAAAACGUGCUCAGCAAAUGGGAAGAAUCAAAGCAGGGAUCAUCUACAGAUGAGAACUCGUCCCAAAAUCGUGCCAUGUUGUCGAAGCACAUCCAAGUAGUUAAAGAAGACGUCCUGCGAACGUUGAAGCAAGUCGUCGAUAUCGUGUCCAAGUACGCUGGAGGUGCACUCCCCGAAAACGCCGGGCGUUUGGUGCGCCGCCAUCUCGUCUCGCUCCCGCAGCGCUUCAAGCUGGCAUCGACUUCAAACUCGUCUACCGAGUCUGGGAACUCGGGCUCAGACGUGGCAACCAAUGCACGCCGCGUGCUUGUGCUCGCCCAAGAGGGGCUGGACAUGAUGACCCAGGUGCAUGGCGUUGUCGACGACACGCUGGUCAGCGCCCAGACGUGGUGUGAGCGGUUGAAUCGCAAACUGCCAGACCUAGCGAACGAUCAACAAAACCCGUCAGAAGCCACGCAACAAGAGAACCAGGCAAUGUCGAUUGACAUUAAAUCGCCUAUUGUAGACGCUCCACACCGAGAGGUUGAAAUGACAGAUGCGGAUGCUGUCUAA
Molecule: messenger RNA, 1548 nt
Organism: Talaromyces rugulosus
Lineage: Eukaryota; Fungi; Ascomycota; Eurotiomycetes; Eurotiales; Trichocomaceae
Exons: 2
Coding region: 1-1548 (515 amino acids)
Biological process (GO): phospholipid biosynthetic process; regulation of transcription by RNA polymerase II; endoplasmic reticulum unfolded protein response
Cellular component (GO): endoplasmic reticulum; nucleus
Molecular function (GO): transcription corepressor activity
Source: RefSeq, a predicted model, not a curated record